Molecule: messenger RNA, 714 nt
Organism: Alternaria arbusti
Lineage: Eukaryota; Fungi; Ascomycota; Dothideomycetes; Pleosporales; Pleosporaceae
Exons: 2
Coding region: 1-714 (237 amino acids)
Source: RefSeq, a predicted model, not a curated record
AUGUUCCUCCCGAGACCCAGCGGCUUCUCGAAACGUGGAGUGGAAUCCCAUCAGAUGACGUACUUGAUCAUGUUGUCCAACUUCUUUCGGUUUCUCGAUCCCAGUUUCUCCGAGCUCCCGGACGAGCGCAAAGAGAUUGUUGAACGCCUACGCAAAGGUCAAAAGCUGUUAGAUAUGGCUUGCUGCGUCGGCCAGACUAUUCGUAUGCUUGCGAACGAUGGAGCACCGACUGAGAAUAUGUACGGUUGCGACUUGCAGUCAGACUUCAUCGAGCUGGGUUAUGAGUUGUUUCGCGAUCGAGAGAAGCUCAAGACGAGGUUCUUGAUAGCCGACAUUUUCGAUCCUCAAUCAGCGCUCAUGGGCAUCAAAGGGCAGGUCGACAUGGUAUAUGCCGGAUCUUUCUUCCAUCUGUGGGGAUAUGAGAAACAAGUCGAAGUCUCCAAAGCCGUGGUCGCGUUACUGUGCCCGCAACCAGGCUCGAUGAUACUCGGUCGACAGGUCGGAGCCACCGAGCCCCUCGAGAAGGAAGGUCCUACAGGCACGAUGUAUCGACAUAAUGUGGAGAGCUUUCAGAAGAUGUGGAACGAGAUAGGCAAUGAUCUCGGUAUCGACUUCACCGUGGAUGCCAAGCUCAAGCCGCUGGGUAGGGACCAUCAGAAAUUCCAUCUGGACGACAGUACUAGGCGGCUGUGGUUUGUCGUACGCCGUGGAUAG